AUGUAUCGUGUUCCUUUUUUCCGUCGUGCAUUCCGAAGCAGCCCCUCGGAGCAGGUGUCUUCCAUCGAUCGUGCCGCACUGGUUGCGUUGUUUCGUUCGACUGAUGGAGCGAACUGGAAGACGAACAGCAACUGGAACACGGACGCGGGGCUAGCUACUUGGAAGGGGGUCAAAGUUAACCACGCGGGCCGUGUGGUGGGGCUGAUUCUGCCGGACAACAACCUCCGCGGACCCAUCCCCGAGGCGCUUGGAGCUCUCGGCGAGCUGAAGACGCUUGUGAUGCCCCGCAACAAGCUCACUGGGUCCAUCCCAGGAGUGCUUCGAGCUCUCGGCAAGUUGGAAAUGCUUUUUCUCCACGGCAACCAGCUCUCAGGACCCAUCCCCGAGGUGCUUGGAGCUCUCAGCGAGCUGAAGACGCUUGCCAUGAACGACAACAACCUCACUGGGUCCAUCCCCGGAGUGCUUGGAGGUCUCGGCAAGUUGAAACACCUUGGGCUCCACGGCAACCAGCUCUCAGGUUCCAUCCCCGGAGAGCUUGGAGGCCUCGGAAACAUGCAAACUCUUCGACUCGACGGCAACCAGCUGACCGGGAGUAUUCCCCAGGCGCUUGGAGCUCUCACCGAGGUGAGGAACCUUGACAUUGGCGACAACAAGCUCACUGGUUCCAUCCCCGGAGAGCUUGGAGGCCUCAGAAAGGUCCAAAUUCUUCGACUGGACGGCAAUCAGCUGACCGGACCCAUCCCCGAGGCGCUUGGAGCUCUCAGCGAACUGACGAGAUUGUCCGUGGACCGCAACAAGCUCACUGGGUCCAUCCCCGGAGUACUUGGAGGUCUCGGCAAGUUGGAACGGCUUGGGCUCAGCGGCAACGCACUUUCUGGACCCAUUCCCAAGGCGCUUGGAGCUCUCAGCAAGCUGGAUAUCCUUGUCAUCAACGGCAACAAGCUCACUGGUUCCAUCCCUCACGAGUUUGGAGCUCUGCGCAACGUGAAGACGCUUCAUGUCGACAGCAACUACCUGACCGGAGGGCCAACGAGGGGCGAGAGUCUUGAUUCGUGGAGGGCAAGACUGCGGCAGCAGGAGCAGGCAGCUGUACGCGAAGACACAAAAGCGGAAAACCCCGCCGCACGCACCAGUUCCUCGACACAGGGCGACAAGCCUGGGAAGACAGAUAGAGCUACCACUGAACCCAUAUCUGGUUCGUCACGGGAGGCAGAUAUGGACCACAUGACUCAGGCUCAGAUUUCUUCUUUUUCGGCGUUGAGCACGCUGUGUGGAGGGAGUCAUAAACGCCUGGAGCAGGUUAGACAGCUUGUUGAAGCACUGGACAUCAAUCGCUUUUCUCCCGGCACGGGACUCAGCGAGACGGGUACGCUCGGGGAGCUGAACAGGCUAGUGGCAAUGGCCGAAGAUCUAGGCGACAUGGUGUCGAGACACGUGAUGAAUGAAGACAUACAACGGCGGGAGCUGGCGUUGCCCCCGGGUCCCAAGGCAUACUACACGGCCAUCCGAACUGGUCUAUGUAACGCCUACCUCGCAGCCAGCGUCGUCUGCAGUAGCUUGGUUUGCACAAGCAAGACCGGUCGCAUGGGUACGGCAGGAAAGACCUUGGAGUUUCUGUCGAGCGCGGUGCCUGUGGUCAGUGGGCUUGCGGGCUUGGCUGCCGCAGCCUUGAAGGCGGGAGACCGCUAUCUGCAAACUCGGCGAGUGUCGAAGAUCUGCGACAUCGCGCCCGACUCGACUGACUGUUGUUUGCUGGCGAGGACGUUGGCGUUGCAACUCUCGGAUGGGUAUGUGGAUGGCACCCUCCCCACGACUGACACGGCUGAAGAACGUGGCUCGCACGCCACAGCAGGCAUGGGUGGUGUUGAGGGUGGGUGCGGAUGGAGCCAAGAUAUUGGCGCCUCGCCAGACUCUGCGACCGAGGAAGCCGUCAUGGACUGGUUUGUCGAAGAAGUGGCGGACUACGAGCCGAAUAACGUCGAUGCAAGGAAAACGACUGCUGCCGUACAGGCUGGGAGGAAGCUUGGGAAAAGGCACCUCCAGACUCUUCUAAAGGCGGUUGGGCGGGAUUGCCUCCGCGGCACAAACACUCCUGACGAGAAGGUGAAAGUUCUUGUCGGAAUUAUACUCCCAGAAGCCGAGCGGAGAGUUGGUUCGACAUCUCACGUUACGCGGGAGCGUACCAAUCAUGACGCUAGCUCCGCCCAACCAGCUUCGCGGCAGUCGCAUGCUGCAGCUACUCGUCCAGCCGUUCCUGACGGUGCUGCCAAGAGUGAUAUUGACGUGGCAGCGUUGAUGGAGCGCGUGGCUUCCAUGCGCAUGCGCACGGAAGCAACGCACGAAGAGCUUAAAGCCGGCCUGGAAGCUUCUCAUGCGAAACAUGUCGAGCUAGAAUCUGGUCUAGAAGCUGCGAAAGAAGAGAACGCUAGGCUCAAAUACGGUUUGGAAGCGGCAAAUGCAAAAAACGCCAAGCUGGAAUCUGAGAUGAAAAUCCUGAACAAAAAGGUGAUGAAGCCUGGGCCGGACUCGGAUAGCUUGGUGGCCAGCGGGGGGGGGCUAGCUUUGAAGCAGCGGCAAGCUGUCACCGAGACAGCACUGGAUGACUUUCUCGAGAGGGCUCAAGAGAGAGCACCGGCUGCGGGCAAUGAUGUGGUGACCUUGGGGCAGCUGGCAGAGGCCGUGGAACUCCUGAAGGAAGUGCAUAGCAAGAACGAUGAGCUGCAUCGCGAGCAUGAUGCCAAGCUGACCCGUUUUCAGGGGGCAGUGGACAGGAUCACCCGCAAAUUGGCGGCUGUGAGUAAUGACCUGGUGCCCCAGAACGAGCUGAGAGAGAUAUUGGCACUCCAUGACGAGCUGCUUCGCGAACGCAGUGCUAUUAACAGAUAGCUUCAGAGGAUGAGCGCCCACAACAACGAAACAUUUGGUUCCCUUUUUGUGUCUUCUGCUGCCGGUACUACUCUUCGGCAGCGUGCCGAUGAUCCUCCGCAUGCUAUCUACCAACCAUCGAGCCGGUCAUGACCGGAGCUUCGUCCGUUCGGCUGUGCGUGGUUUCGCGACCGGCAUCG
Molecule: messenger RNA, 3065 nt
Organism: Ectocarpus siliculosus
Lineage: Eukaryota; Phaeophyceae; Ectocarpales; Ectocarpaceae
Source: the annotation of a GenBank genome assembly